Messenger RNA from Acanthamoeba castellanii str. Neff, 1521 nucleotides. RefSeq names its product ankyrin, putative. The transcript has 9 exons. Gene Ontology annotation, molecular function: protein binding. Lineage: Eukaryota; Discosea; Longamoebia; Acanthamoebidae. The coding region runs from base 1 to 1521 and encodes 506 amino acids. The record is from RefSeq and is a predicted model, not a curated record.
AUGAUCCAUCGUCGCUCGUUUGCCACCUACCAGGAGCAGACAGAGCAAGAGCGGAAGCAAAAGCGGAAGAGCAAGCCCAAGAGCAAGGACCCGUGGUGGAAGCAGAACGACAAUGAUUUCAACAAGGGCCAGAAGGCAUUCGCAGGAGACUCCAUCGAGAUGGCCGUGCGAGAUCAGAACAUCAAGCUGCUGGAAAAGAUUAUGUCCCAGAACGCCGACUUUGCGCAGCGGAAGGACAGUAUCCUCAUGGUUGCAGCGUUGUACAGAGGAAAGAAACUGAUGGAAACGCUGCUUCGACGAGGCGAAGACCCCAACUACAAAAACGCUCUCUUCUGCACGCCGCUGCACUAUUGCUGCUCACACGAUUUCCCGCGUGGCGUCUCCCUCCUCCUCUCGUACGACGCCGAUGUCGAAGCGCAUGAUGAAGAAGGUCUUACGCCGCUGCACCAGGCGGCGCUGGCCAACAGCGUGGAAUGUGCUAAGCUGCUGGUCGAGCACGGGGCUCGGAUCACAUCGGAGGACAAGGACGGCGACCACCCCAUACACACGGCAGCCAGGUUGGGCUCAGGAGACUUUGUGACCUAUUUGCUCGAGAAGGGUGCGGAUGUGAACUCGAAGAACUUCAAGGGAGAAUCGCCGCUGCAUUUGGCGGUGACGAGCGAUGAAGCCAAGAUGGCGAUGCUCCUGCUGGAAAAGGGGGCUUCUGUCGGCUCGAGAGACAGCGAAGGCCUCACUCCCCUUCACCGAGCUGCACAGAGCAGCGACGACAAGGGCUGCAUCUCCAUGCUCAUCAAGGCCGGCGCAGACAUCAACGACACUCUGGUCGCGGGCAUCUCGCCGCUCCACUUUACGGCCUUUUCGGGUAAUCUCGAUGGCAUGGGCAAGCUCGUGGAUGCCGGCGCGCUCAUGGAGGAAAAGACGCACGAGGGCUGGAACGCGCUCAUGAUUUCAGCCCAGGAGGGCCACCUUGGCUGUCUGUCCUUCCUCAUGAAGAGCGGCGCUCAGCUGAAUAACCGGAAUGAUGAAGGACUGUCGGCUUUGCAUCUCGCCGUGGCCGGCGGUCACGCUGCCUGCGCCACCCUCCUUCUCAAGAAAGGAGCUGACGUCAACAUCAAAGAAAAUAACGGUGCGCUCACGCCUCUGCACCUGGCUGCCCAAAGCGAAAAGGACGAUGCAACCCUGGCGCAGCUGUUGAUCGAAAACGGAGCGGACGUGAGUGCGUCCACGCCCGAGGACGGCAUUACGGCUCUGCAUGCGGCCAUUGACCACGAGAAUGUCCAGAUUGCGCUUCUCCUCUUGGAGAGUGGAGCUGAUCCCAACCAAGCGGAAGCCAACGGAACGACGCCACUUCAUCUGGCUCUGCAGGCCGAACUGCCGGAGGUGGUCGAAGCCCUCUGCCAGCUGGGCGCUGAUGUCAACGCGAAGGACGCCUCAGGCAAAACGACCCUCGAGCUUGCGCGCGACAUCGAAGUGGGCUCUGCCGAGGUGACGAAGCUGCUCAAGCGAUACGGUGCCAAAUAG